Molecule: messenger RNA, 2084 nt
Organism: Dicentrarchus labrax (European seabass)
Lineage: Eukaryota; Metazoa; Chordata; Actinopteri; Moronidae
Product: BPTI/Kunitz domain-containing protein
Exons: 6
Coding region: 66-719 (217 amino acids)
Molecular function (GO): serine-type endopeptidase inhibitor activity
Source: RefSeq, a predicted model, not a curated record
CACUCCACCUGUAGUUUACAACCCCCUCUCAGUCCAGGAAAGACGGCACAAAGACAAGAAGCAAGAUGAAGCACCUGUUGUUUUUGGGGAUUGCUUUUGCUGCAUUCCACAUCAGCCAUUCGAAUACUGAAGAUUUCUGUCAAAUGCCCUCUGAUGGAGGUCAUGGCCCAAGCUUUUUAUAUGCCUUGUAUUAUGAUGCCAGCCAAGACCUGUGCAGUCCUUUCAUAUACAAAGGCCAAGGAGGAAAUAAAAACCGGUUUGCAAAUGAAAGAGAGUGCAUGAGAAACUGUUCCGCCAAUGCAGAGAAUGUCUACCCAGUGGAUGCCUCCCAAGCUUGCCACUUUAAAAAGGCCCAGGGUAAAUGUAAUAGUAACUUAUUGAGAUACUACUACGAUUCUAUUCACAACAAAUGCAAAAAAUUCCUUUGGACUGGAUGCAUCGGAAAUGGAAACAGGUUUUUCGACUUUAACAGCUGCAACACCACCUGUGUUGGCAUUCACGAUGAUGGUAAUGAAGAGGAGGAGGAGGAGCCAGACACUCCUAUUGCGAUCAUCUGUGGAGUUCUGAUUGCUGUCAUCAUUGCCACUAUCUUUAUAAGUGUGAUUGUCUUGACCGUUCAGUCAAAGAAGAAGAAGGCCUCCAAUGAGAAGGGAGCAGGGAAAAGUAGAGAUGCCAAGUCUGACUCACCUCUUCAGGAGCCGGCGAUUGAAAUGGCGUAGAAAAUCCUGUCACCUCAUUAGCAACAUUUGGAGUUUUGGUUUUGUAUUAUAACUUUAGGCUUGAUACUAAACAUAUCAACUGAUUGUUGUGUUUAGUUACAAUUCUGUUCAAGUUUCUCAUUAUGUUUCGGCUCUACAAUGUGUGCAAAGUGAUGUUUUUUAAAUGCAAAUGCAAGCUUUACCUUUUACUUUCAUUCAGCAAUCAAAUCAAAAGUAAAUCAGAUUAGUCAAAGUAUAAUAAACAAAUAAACCAAAGGUGAAAUAUCAGUCAAUUAACUGAUUAACUGAUGGACAGAAAAUUCAUCAGCAACCAUUUUGGUAAUUGAUUAACUGUUGAGGUCAUUUUUCUGGGGGAAAAUGCCAAGAUUUCUCUUUCUUACAGCUUUUGGUUUUGAGAAUUUCCUGCUUGUCUUGGUCUUAUUUGAUUUGUCUUAAUGGCAUUGAGUGUUAAUUGCAGCCCAGCAUCAUGAAAACUUUUUUUUCUUUUUCCAUCAGAAGGAAUUUAGUAUUUUAGACAAACAUUCAGGCAUAAACAGGAGGAUCCUCAUCUGCUUGCACACAACUACCUGAAAUGUUUGUGUGGUCUCGUAACCAUUUCACUGUUUCCAAAAUAUAACUGCAUCAUCACCUGGCUUAACAAUUUGCUGAAAGAUGUCUAAGUCUUCUGAGGGCACGUGCCAAUUCAAAACCCAAAACAUAUAUUUAGAGCCGUUCUCGUACAGUGAUGUCCACUGAACACUCUCUGUUAUUAUGCUUAACUGCUCAUCAUUUGUGAAUCUUUUGUUUUAGGCUGUCAACAUCUCAACAUAAAGGUGUCAAAGAACAACCUUUCAAAUUUUCUUUCAUUCAUCAUCAUUUGGCUGUAAUAUCAUUAAAUGUGCGUGCUUUGGAUUUGGGAUUUUUUAUUAUUCACUGUAGAUGGUGUAAAUAUUAUUAAAACCUUCUGGUUAUCAUCUAAGGUAAUAUGUUUUAGUGCUGAAAAUAUUCUCAAACAGUGUUGUUUAACAAAAUACAUUGCAGGGACUUCUUGUCAACGUGCUUUUGUACUGUUUUAAAGUUGCAGCUGGGUUUCACGAUUUUCAGAUGUAAGUUGUUUGAUUAGUUGUACUUGAUGAAAUGUAAAACUUAUCUUGCAACCCGUCAAGUCAUGUGUGACUUGGCAUGUGAUUGAAAAAGUAUUUUACAUCUGUCCCCAUUUUAUAAUUGUGUGUGACUGCAGAUACUAAUAAAAUGUAUUCAUUGAAGUAUUUGGAAUACAAUAUUCGGUUUGCAGGUAUUCCAGUUGCAGUGAAUUGAUUUUUAAAAUGAUGUCCAGACUCUCUGUAAAAGGUUAAUCUUUCAGUAAAUAAACAGUUGAUUUUCUUA